AUACUAUUACUAUCUACUUAAAAUAAAAACGUUUUUUCAUGUUUAUAAAAAUGGAGAUAAAAAAUAUAAAAGUGGAAGAUAUAGCAUUUUUGUUUGAUAUUUCUAAAGAAAUUAAACAUAUGUAUGAAACUCCUGUAAUUUUUAUAACUAAAAAAGAUUACUCUGAUAUUUUAUUUAAUGCAAUGUGUACUAUACGUUCUGCACUUCAAACUGAUUCUAAAAAUAAAAUUAUAGAUGUUAUUGUUGAUUACCACUUACAAUGGUUACACGCUGUAAAUGAAUUAGAAAAUUUUAAAAAACGUGUUUAUGAUGUAUCUAGAGAGGAAAUUUAUCAGGCUAUUAGUUAUACGAUAGAUGCUAUGUCGUAUCGAUUAAAAUAUUAUCAAAAGUACAUGCAAAAGAAUCGCUCAAUGCUUUCAAAUUUAGAUCAAGCUAAUGUAAUAGCUGAUUUAGAAAUAAUAGAAGAUAUGCACAAAGAAGUUACUGUCCAUUUAUUGGAAAAAUUGAGGUGUUUCAGAAACUAUAUUAGUAAUGACGAAUUUGUAUUGAAAGUAAAUGAGGCUGUUGAUGAACUUUUACAAUGGUUAGAUAAAAUUAAUGACGGGGUAUCUAUACAAUUAACAGCAUAUAUAAAUAUGAAUGUGCCGCAUUUAACUGGCGAUUUAACAAAAACUUUACAGCAAAUCGUUGAGGACCUUCAUAGUUCUGAUACCCCAUCAGGUCAUAAAAUGUUAGAAGAGCUAAAAAAUAAAGGCAAAGAAUUGAGGACAAUGAUACGUUCAACUGCUGGACACAGUCUUGAAAUAAGCAAAGUGGUAGAAAAGAUUAAUAUUUUAGAAGAGCGUAUAAAGCGUUUAGAAGGUGAAAAGACUUCGGCUGCAGUUAUGGCCUUAAAACAUAAGAAAGAAUAUUUGGAAAAAAGACUUGAUUCCUUAGAAAAUUUGAAGACAACAUUGAAAAAUAUUCAUAAUAUGGUUGAUUUUAAAUUAGAUGUUUCCGAAGAAGACCUGUGCACGUGUGAAGAUUUUUAUCAGCUAAGAAUAUUUAAUCAUUUUCUUCCUCCAGAAGAACGAGAACGUUUGGUAACAGAACUAUGUUAUUUAUGGGAUUUAGCAGUGUUUGGGGAUUGUAGCCACAAAUCUAUAAUUUCUAUACUUAGUGCUGCCGAUAUUAAGGAAGAGUAUACUGAUGAUCUUGGCACUUAUUACAUAGAUGAACAUAGUAGAAAAAUAUAUAAAAUCCCUGACGAUGUUACCCUUUACCAACCAAAUGAACACAAUGAGUUAGUUCCUUUGACAGACGAUAGCGAGCAUAUUUAUUUUUAUGACGAGUGUGGUCGUUAUUAUGUCGAUGCGAAAAGUAGGCAGAGAGUUUAUAAAGCUCACGCUACAGCUAGUGAAUUUAUGAUGGACUCUUCAGGUAUUCUUUUAAAAAUAAAAGAAGAGCGAGAUGGUGUGGUUUACUACUACGAUAACUGUGGACGUUACUACAUAAAUAAUGAAGGUAAACAUAUUUAUCGAGAAGAAAAUGCUUUAAGUGAAUAUGAAAGUGACGGUCUAGGUAAUUUAGUUCGUAUUCGAAGUCACCUGGAUAUAUUUCAACCAUGUCCAGAUGAUGUUCAUGUGACUGAAGAUUUUAAAUAUUUAAAACAAUCAGUUGGACCUGCUUUGCGUAAAUGUAUAGCUGAUGUUAUUAUCUAUCAGCCUGCUGAUCCUAUUAAAUAUUUAUCGCUUCUAUUAAUAAAAUUCAAAGAAAAUAUAGAACUGAAAGAAAAACGAUCCAGAGAAAAAGAGGAAUUUAAUAUUGAAAGAGAAAUUAAAUCUGCUGAAGAACGUGCAGCAGCUGAGAGAGCUGCUAUGGAAGCUGUAUUACUUACUCAAGGUGGAAGUGAAACAAGCUAUGACUCAAAUUUUUUGAAAUAUACAUCUAUGCAUCAAGAUGAUGCGUUAUCAGCAGGAGUUAGCUCAAAAAAAUAG
This is a messenger RNA of Galleria mellonella (greater wax moth), 1976 nucleotides long. RefSeq lists its product as uncharacterized. The transcript has a single exon. NCBI's taxonomy places the organism in Eukaryota, Metazoa, Arthropoda, Insecta, Lepidoptera, Pyralidae. The record is from RefSeq and is a predicted model, not a curated record. Bases 39 to 1976 code for a protein of 645 amino acids. Gene Ontology annotation, cellular component: Set1C/COMPASS complex.